Molecule: messenger RNA, 963 nt
Organism: Colletotrichum gloeosporioides
Lineage: Eukaryota; Fungi; Ascomycota; Sordariomycetes; Glomerellales; Glomerellaceae
Product: 2-(hydroxymethyl)glutarate dehydrogenase
Exons: 3
Coding region: 1-963 (320 amino acids)
Molecular function (GO): oxidoreductase activity, acting on the CH-OH group of donors, NAD or NADP as acceptor; NADP binding
Source: RefSeq, a predicted model, not a curated record
AUGUCUUCAUUACAGAUUUCAAUUGCCCCCAGACUGGGGUGGAUAGGACUGGGAUCUAUGGGACUUCAUAUGGCUUCCAACUUGCAGAAGUAUCUAUCAAAGAAGCAAGGCCCAAGUCUCCGUUUCUACAAUCGCACCGAGUCUCGUGGUGACCCUCUGAAACAACUAGGGGGCACUCCGUCAACCAUUCCUGACUUAGUCUCCAACUCUGACAUUGUAUUCAUGUCUUUAGCUGAUGAUUUAGCUGUUGAAUCUGUGUUGGACAAGAUUCUGGAGGUUGGUCAACUGAACAAUAAGAUAAUUGUUGACACCUCGACCAUCCAGCCUUCCUCGUCGGCGGCGGCCAAAUCAAGACUGCAAGAGAAAGGGGCAGACUACGUCGCUGCCCCAGUUGUUGGGGCUAGUCCCAUAGCUGCGAAGGCACAACUUUUGUGGAUCUUGGCUGGAAAGGAGAGUUCCAUUGAGGCCGUACGUCCCCUUAUCACCGGUGUCAUGGGGAAAGGCAUUGUUCUCACAGGCGAUGACGUUCGCCAAGCGAGCUAUCUGAAAGCUGUUGCCAACACCUUGUCAAUGGGCAUGGUCGAGGUGGUGGGUGUGGCUCAUACUCUCGGUGAAAAGGCAGGGUUAGGAAUCGGAACCGUAGAGACUUUACUCAAGGAGCAGAUGGGUCCGGUCGGGUUGAUGGUUUCGAACCGGCUGACGUCUGGGGCUUACAUGCCUCCUCGAGGCGAGCGGCCAUGGUCCCCCGCUACUAACGGGGUAGCAGCCGGUAGGCAAGCCUUGAAGAGCGGCACGCAGCCGAAAUUGCUGUCUCUUAUCCUGCAGCAGUUGGAAGAGGCGGUGGAAUAUGCCGACGCUGCAGACCGGCAAGUCGAUGCUUCAGCGAUUUAUGGAGUUAUCAGAAAGGAUGCGGGGCUCUCCUUUGAGACGGACCAGGUCAAGAAGAGGGAUGGUGCUAUGUAG